AUGGCUAACGGAGACAAGAAGCCCAUCAAGCCCGGCCCCAGUGGGACAAGGAACAACGGUUUUAUCACUGAGCGCGAGGUUGACGGCGAGCGUCGUUCGAUCCGCAUUUACCACGACGGUCGAGUAUCGCAGCGCGAGGGCCCCGCUGGUCCUAUUCGAACACUGACCAACAGCACUGGAGCUGCCUCCAAGGCCGAGGCUGUUCCCAAAGCUACGACUGUUCCCAGGUUCGAGGAUCUUAAAUGUGAUGCUGAAACUGCUGCUGAGAUCGUUCAGUACUGCGGUGAACUUGAAGAGAUCCUAGCACAGCUUCCCGCAGAGUACCAUGAGAAAGAUACUAACACUAUUUCGAAACAGUGGAAACGAAUGGGUGGAAAGGACCACACAGGAGAGUCUGAUAUUCAUGAUUAG
Penicillium coprophilum is the source of this 411-nucleotide messenger RNA. RefSeq lists its product as uncharacterized. Lineage: Eukaryota; Fungi; Ascomycota; Eurotiomycetes; Eurotiales; Aspergillaceae. The transcript has a single exon. The record is from RefSeq and is a predicted model, not a curated record. The coding region runs from base 1 to 411 and encodes 136 amino acids.